Trachemys scripta elegans is the source of this 1572-nucleotide messenger RNA. RefSeq names its product ribonuclease H1 (gene RNASEH1). Gene Ontology annotation, biological process: DNA replication, removal of RNA primer. The record is from RefSeq and is a predicted model, not a curated record. Bases 175 to 990 code for a protein of 271 amino acids. Lineage: Eukaryota; Metazoa; Chordata; Testudines; Emydidae. Gene Ontology annotation, molecular function: nucleic acid binding; RNA-DNA hybrid ribonuclease activity; magnesium ion binding. The transcript has 9 exons.
AAAACGCUCUCCCUUGCUCUACCCCCACCAGCACCGCAAUACGCAGCCGGUGUGGGGGCCGAAACCGAAAGAGCCGCAGAGCGCCCAGCAGCUCUGCUCCCCCCUGCACUCCUGUGGGCAACGAGGCAGGAGGCCCAUCCGCCAGGCCAGGCAGAGGAGAGCAGUGGGAGCAGCAUGUUCUACGCGGUGCGCAGAGGCAGGAGGAUCGGAGUCUAUCAGACCUGGGAGGAGUGCCGAGAGCAGGUGAACAGGUACCCGGCCGCCAGCUUCAAGAAAUUUGCCAGCGAGGCAGAUGCUUGGUCCUUCGUGGGCAGCGAGGCACUGCAGUCCUCAUCCCCUUCAGCAGGUACUAAUGGCAUAUCUAGUUUCUCACAAAAGAGUGACAGCUACCGGAAUGAACUGGAGACAGCAAGCCCAAGUUACAGUACAUGCAAGAGACCAUAUGAGCAGUCUUUGGAGGAAGAAUCAAACAGAAAACAUGUAAAAUACGAGACAUACUCGGAACCUUCAGUGAGCAAAGAUAAAUUCUCAUAUAUGGGUGACUCUGUAGUUGUUUAUACAGAUGGCUGCUGCUCAAGUAAUGGGCGUCGUAAGGCACGUGCUGGAGUAGGAAUCUAUUGGGGACCAGACCACCCUUUAAAUACUAGUGAUAGGCUUUCUGGACGGCAGACCAACCAAAGAGCUGAAAUACAUGCAGCCUGCAGAGCAAUAGAGCAAGCAAAGAGUCAAAACAUCAAGAAACUGGUUCUUUACACUGAUAGCAAGUUCACUAUAAAUGGUAUAACAAGUUGGGUAGACAACUGGAAAAAUAAUGGCUGGAGAACAAGCACAGGAAAAGAUGUAAUAAAUAAAGAAGACUUUGAAAGACUUGAUAAGCUUUCAGAGGGAAUGGAAAUUCAGUGGAUGCAUGUUCCUGGUCAUGCUGGUUUUACAGGAAAUGAAGCAGCUGAUAGACUUGCAAGAGAAGGAGCUGGAAAACAAAACUCCUAGCAUGCUAUCGUGACUAGAAAACUUCAUUCUUGCUAACUAAAGACUGUUUAAUCCAUAAGACAGACUCUUUUCAGUAUGAAAACUUCCUGUUGGAAUUGUACAAAAUAAAUUAAUUUAAACUUUGUUAUAACUAUUUCUGGUUUAAAAGUUUUAAAUAUAUGCUGUCCUGUAUAAACACACCUACUUUUUUAGGGUGUUCAGGUUACUUGGUUAAUCACUGCUUUGUUGGUAGAGGCUUGUUUAACAAUUAACUGAACAUUCAAAUUUUGGUAAAAGAAAGGUGUCCAGUGUUUUUAGUCCCAGUUUCCACAGUGCCUGUUAAGAAAUUCUUUUAGACGUUCCAUAACUGAGAUAAAACUUUGGGUUUUACAAAGUAUAAUAGUUUCAAAAAGUUUAUGAAGGAAAAUGUUGCAAUCUGAAUGCUAGACAGAUGUUUUCCCUUUACCAAGAGUAUUGAAAUAAAUUUAAACUUGAGAAGUUUGAUGUUAGUAUGUUUAUACGCACAUAGUGUAGAAAAUACCAAAGUGCAAUGGUAAUUAUUUGAACUGCAUAAUCCUAUAUAAAACAACUUCCCCAACUGCA